GCGGCCUCUGGUUGAAGGAGAACUAUCGACAACAGACAUCGACAACAACCGCCCUACAUGCACAAGUAAACAGCCUUGUUCCAUUUAACACGGCACAGCGACAUUGGAUUGCGAAGGCGAUAGCUAAUCCUGUCAUCAUGAAGGCCUCAUCCAGCCGCUUCUUAGUGGCUCUCUUCACUAUCUUCGCCUUUGCCUUCACAGCGACAGUCGCCUCCCAAAGCCUACAUAAUCAAGCCGAAAAAGAUCUUCCAGACUUGACUUGGUUUCAAAGACUAAAGGACGGCACUCUGCGCUUCCUCGGCGGCAAACACGCUGAUAAACAGCAAGCUCAUCGCGCUCCCACCCUCGAUACCCUGCGACAACGAUACGCAAACGAAGUCGUUCUGCGCUUCAAUGUUUCAUCAACCCAUGAGGCGAAAGCCCUUUCAGAAUCUUCCUCGCAACUUUUCCUCGACAUUUGGUCGGUCGCAGAAGAUUACAUCGAUAUUCGCCUUCACACCGACGAAGUUGGUCCUCUCCUCGGCCUCCUCCCAGCUUCCCUACAAUCAUCACAUACUACAUUGAUAUCCGACCUUGCUCUAGCUGUCUACAAAGGCAUACCCCACGAUGAGCCAAAGUUUCCUACGGAAGUGAACAUUAAGCUAGCGUCUCUCUCGUCAUCUGCCAUCGACAACCUGUUCUUCCAAGAUUAUCAGCCUCUGGACGUUAUUGAGCGCUGGAUGCGACUUUUGGAAGCCAUGUUUCCAUCACACGUCGAAUACAUCUCCGUUGGAGAAUCUUAUGAAGGUCGGGAAAUCCCUGCUCUGAGAGUUGGCUUUGCUCGCUCUAAUGAGCGUGGCCCUCGCAAGACGCUCGUUGUUAUGGGGGGCCUCCACGCUCGUGAAUGGAUCUCCACCACAACAGUCAACUACGUUGCUUGGUCGUUUAUCACAUCGUUCAACAAAGAGCCCAUGAUCACAAAAUUCUUGUAUAAUUUUGAGGUUUUGUUCAUUCCCGUAAUGAACCCAGAUGGUGUCAAGUACUCGUGGGAUGUUGACAGACUUUGGCGCAAGUCAAGACAGCACACCAAUUUCCGAUUCUGCCGAGGGCUCGAUCUUGACCACGCCUUUGGUUUUGGAUGGGGGUCAUCUAGUGUUUCUGACCCCUGCUCUGAAAGUUAUGGCGGCGAAGAGCCUUUCCAAGCCGCUGAAGCUGCAUCUAUCGCAGACUGGGCUCGCAACGAAGUCGCCAAUAACAAUGUAAAGUUUGUGGGAGUUUUAGAUCUGCACUCAUAUUCUCAGCAAAUCCUUUAUCCAUAUUCACACUCCUGCUCCGUCGAGCCACCCAACCUCGAAAACCUGGAAGAGCUUGCCGCCGGUAUCGCCAAAGCGAUCCGCCUCUCCAACGGGCAGAGCUAUAGCGUGGCUUCUGCAUGUGAAGCUACAUCCGCCAACAACCUUAGAGGCUCUGGGGGAUUUGCAUCGCGCAUAGAGCCCGGAGGUGGCUCCGCCAUUGACUGGUUCUAUCACGAUAUGAGCGCACACUUCAGCUAUCAAAUUAAGCUCCGCGACACUGGAAGUUAUGGCUUCCUUUUACCGAAAGACCAGAUUAUCCCUUCUGGUGAGGAGAUUUUUGAUGCUAUGAAAUAUGUAGGAGAUUUCCUACUGGGUAAUAACGGUAUUGAACGAGCACAGACGACACAUUCACAAAACAGCGACCACAAAGACGUCGAUAGUGACAAUGAGAUCGAGGUUGAGCUGAGGCGGCGGGUGGAGAGAACAUUUUGA
Molecule: messenger RNA, 1766 nt
Organism: [Torrubiella] hemipterigena
Lineage: Eukaryota; Fungi; Ascomycota; Sordariomycetes; Hypocreales; Clavicipitaceae
Source: the annotation of a GenBank genome assembly